AUGUCGAUCUACAAUCGAAGGAAAGGCAACACAUUGCCAAAGCUCGAUUCGGAUUCAGGAUUUUUUUCUAAUGUCGAUAAAACAGCUGAUCCAUUGAGAGAAUCAACUGAUUUUGGAGAUAUCAAAACCAAAUCAGAUGGAACAAUGCUUUUUACUGACGAAUAUCCACGUAUUUGCCUUGAUGACUUGAAUGUUAAAGAACUUAUAGGAGCAGGCACCCAAGGAACCGUUUCAGAUGUAAUUCAUAUUCCUUCAGGCCGCGAAUUUGCAAUGAAAAAUAUUCAUGUUAUCGACAAAACUACACUUCAGAAAACUAUUGACGAAAUUCAUUCUUUGAGAAAGCUUAAACAUACGAACGUUGUCCAACUUUUCACUGUUUUCUAUCAGAAAGGAGAUAUUCAUAUUUUAAUGGAUUUAGUUCGUGGUGCAUCACUUGGCGAUUAUAUUAAAGUCGUCCCAGUUGUUCCAGAAAAAGCCCUAGGUCAAAUCGCAAUUCAAUGUCUCAGCGGCUUACUCUUCAUGCGUAAAAACCAUAUCCUCCAUCGUGAUCUUAAACCAUCCAAUGUAAUGGUUGCCCUUGAUGGAUCUGUUAAAAUUGCAGAUUUUGGACUUGCACGCCAACUUCGCGCAACUGGUGAUCUUGCCAAGUCGUUUACAGGUACAAUGUCAUACAUGUCACCAGAACGCAUUCGCGAAGAUAAUUACGGCCUUAAAAGCGAUGUUUGGUCUCUUGGUGUUAUUUUAUAUCAAUGCGCAAUUGGUAAAUUCCCAUUUGGUGGUAUGAAGAUAGCCUUUUGGGAUGUCAACUUCGACUCUUCUGAUGAGGUCGAUGUUAAAUUACCUCCAGAAUGUUCAGAGAAUAUGAGAGAUUUUAUUUCAAGAUGCUUAGAAGUAGACACAAAUGCAAGAGCUUCUAUUGAAGAACUAGUUGAGCAUCCAUGGGCAAAAGAAUUCUCGGGAAUUAGAGAAUUUGCAGAUCUCGUUUCCUGGGUAGCAGAUGCAGAGCAAAAGAGGAAGGCUGCAAAGCCCGUAAGUGAAAGCAAAUAA
Trichomonas vaginalis G3 is the source of this 1047-nucleotide messenger RNA. RefSeq names its product MAP kinase kinase protein. Bases 1 to 1047 code for a protein of 348 amino acids. Gene Ontology annotation, biological process: MAPK cascade; protein phosphorylation. Lineage: Eukaryota; Parabasalia; Trichomonadida; Trichomonadidae. The transcript has a single exon. Gene Ontology annotation, molecular function: MAP kinase kinase activity; ATP binding. The record is from RefSeq and is a predicted model, not a curated record.